Molecule: messenger RNA, 1581 nt
Organism: Prunus armeniaca (apricot)
Lineage: Eukaryota; Viridiplantae; Streptophyta; Magnoliopsida; Rosales; Rosaceae
Source: the annotation of a GenBank genome assembly
AUGUCUAGUUCAAAUGCCAUAGAAGGAGAGAUGGAAGAAACCGAAAAUUCCCAAGAGAAUGAAGAAAGGGAAACAUCGGCUUCUUCUUCAUCUCUUCCAUUGCAAUUAUGCUACAGAGAUUUGCCUGAUUACCUUCAAAACUGCUUAAUGUAUUGUUGCAUCCUCCCUGAUGGCAUUUCCAAAGGGAAACUUAUUCGGUUGCUUGUGGCCCAAGGACUGAUACAAGAAAAAGCAGGGCAUGUUAUGGAGGAUGUAGCAGAAGAAAAUAUAUCCGAAUUGAUCAGCCAGGGAAUGCUUCAACUCAAGGAGCAACAUUCUAGUGUAAGGACUAGAUUACAGGUCCCCUCUCCUGUUCGAAAAUUUUGUGUUCAACAAAUGGAGGAAGGAGAUGUUGCAACCUUUCGGGCUUUUGUUUGUUCAGACAUCACAGAACAGUUAGCCCACUUGAAUAAUCAUCAACCUACUUCUUUAUUCCUGCUCGGGAAAAAUCUUUCUCAAGACGAUGGUAACUGGCUCAAGUUUAAUGGUGCAAACUCUUUAAGAGUGCUAGAUCUUGAGCGUACCAAAAUCAAAAGGUUACCAGAUGAAGUGGGAGAUCUGAUAAGCCUCAUCUAUCUUGGCUUGAACCACACUGAUAUAGAAGAGCUUCCAGAGGGACUCGGCAGAUUAAAAGCCCUACAAACUUUCGAUAUCAGAUGGUGUGGGCAUUUAACAGCCUUGCCAGACCAGAUACUCAAUCUUGUCAGGUUGAGGCACCUCAAAAUGUACAAGAACCAGUUCCAAAAUGUUCAGGGGGUGAAGCUACCUCCAGGAAUAGGAGGAAGCUUCACAAAUCUUCUGACCCUUACAGGUGUACAUGCUGGUGGUGGAAUUGCAGAAGAAUUAGGUAACCUGAUACAGCUCAGAAGACUUGGAGUGAUGGAUGUGGCUGAAGAGAAUAUCAGUGAGCUACUUGCCUCCAUAACUAAGAUGCCUGGACUUCUUUCCUUGUCUCUAGAAUCAAUUCACACCUUCAACGAGGGAAAACUUGUCCUCCUGGAUUCAUUCUCGCCCCCACCAUUUCUUCAAAAGCUUCGCCUGGAAGGUGUCCUAGAAAAGCUACCUUCUUGGUUUGGUUCCUUGGAAAGGCUAACAAACUUGAGAUUAGGAUUCUCUCACAUGCCUGAGAACCAGUUUUCGGUACUUCAACUGCUACCCAACUUGAAAAAUCUAAGCCUUUGGCAUGCUUAUGAUGGAAAACAAAUAGGAAAAGAGUUCUGUAGCGCUGGUGGGUUUUCCAAGCUCGAGGAACUCACCAUUGCUUCUCGUGUUCUUGAGGAGUGGACAGAACUUGAAGAGGGAGCACUACCUAGCUUGAAAUACCUCUACGUACGCAAUUGUCUGAGGCUGAGGAUGUUACCUGAAGGCUUGCAGUUCCUCACAACACUGCAGCGUUUGGAUUUGCUGCCUUUGCUGCAUGAUCAUGCAGAGCGUCUGAAACCUGAUGGUGGAGAAGAAAACUACAAAAUUAGCCACAUUCCAAUGAUUAGAUUGAUGACCACGUCUAUGGUGGAAGAAGUCGUUAAAGCUCAGGGAGAGUGA